Molecule: messenger RNA, 543 nt
Organism: Cyanidioschyzon merolae strain 10D
Lineage: Eukaryota; Rhodophyta; Bangiophyceae; Cyanidiales; Cyanidiaceae
Product: 40S ribosomal protein S10
Exons: 1
Coding region: 1-543 (180 amino acids)
Cellular component (GO): cytosolic small ribosomal subunit
Molecular function (GO): structural constituent of ribosome; RNA binding
Source: RefSeq, a predicted model, not a curated record
AUGUUGGUUUCGACUCCCAAUCGACGCGACAUUUACGCUCGCUUGUUCAGUGAUGGCGUUCUAGUCGCGAGGAAGGACUUUGCUUCUCCAGAGCAUAUGGAGCUAAAGCACAUCAAGAACAUCGAGGUGAUCAAAACGUGCCAGUCCCUGCGUUCUCGCGGCUUCGUUCGGGAGCAGUUCAGCUGGCAGCACUACUAUUUCUUCCUAACGGACGAGGGUAUUGAAUACCUACGAAAAUGGCUGAACGUACCGUCAGACGUUGUGCCGAAAACUCUGCAAGCCAAAGCCGAACCGCCGCGCGUGAUCGGAGGUUUCCGCGGUGACCGCGCUGGCGGGUACCGCCGUCCUGGGGCCCCCGGAGAACGUGGUUUUGGUGAACGCCGGGGCCCUGGUACCUUCCAGUCAGAGUACCGGAGUCGUGGCGGGCCUGGUGGUUUUCGGAGCUUCGGCAGGGGCGGCGGUAACGCGCCGGGAGCGGGCGGCAGGGACGUGUAUCGCCCCCCGCGCGCGGAACCUCCGGUUAGAGGUAUGGAAGCUCCCUGA